Molecule: messenger RNA, 2088 nt
Organism: Prosopis cineraria
Lineage: Eukaryota; Viridiplantae; Streptophyta; Magnoliopsida; Fabales; Fabaceae
Product: 3-oxoacyl-[acyl-carrier-protein] synthase, mitochondrial
Exons: 15
Coding region: 275-1708 (477 amino acids)
Biological process (GO): fatty acid biosynthetic process
Molecular function (GO): 3-oxoacyl-[acyl-carrier-protein] synthase activity
Source: RefSeq, a predicted model, not a curated record
UCGUUGUCAUUUUGUUUUGUCAGUAUUAAAAAAAAAAAUUAUCAGUAUUCUCUGCUGAUCCGUCUCCGUGCUUGGCAGUAGCAGUGGAGUCUGGAUUUCGUCACGCCUCUCUUCUCGAACUGAAGUGGGAGGAAGGUCGUCAGCUUCCACCUAAGUGGAACCACCUUGCCGCCGGCAAUGCUUGCUAUUGCACAGUUGUUGCUUGAUUUCUUUCUCUUUACUUGAAUAUGAUGGACAUAGUUGGGGCAGACUAGUCUCGCAAUUGUGGUUGAACAUGGCUUUGCUUGUUUCACGUAGAUCUUUCGUGGCUUCUGGCAUCCAGUUUUGCCGAAGCUUUUCUUUAUCUUCUGGCAGUAGUAGAGGUUUUGCUCCUCCUCCUAUUGUUUCUUCUCGAAGAGUUGUUGUUACUGGCAUGGGCAUGGUGACUCCACUUGGUUCUGGAGUAGAAACAACAUGGAAUAACCUACUUGAAGGGCAAUGUGGGAUAAGGGCAUUAACUUUAGAAGAUCUGAAGAUGAAUGCUUUCAAUAGAGAAACUCAGUUGAAUACAUUUGAUCAGUUGACAUCAAAAGUUGCGGCAAUUGUGCCAGCUGGAACCAACCCAGGAGAAUUUAAUGAGGAAAUAUGGCUCAAUUCUAAGGAGCAUAGAUCAAUUGCUAGGUUUAUAGCCUAUGCACUAUGUGCUGCUGAUGAAGCUCUUAAAGAUUCCAAUUGGUUUCCCACUGAACAGGAGCAAAAGGAAAGAACGGGCGCUUCUAUUGGUGGAGGAAUUGGAAGCAUCAGUGACAUCUUGGAUGCUGCACAGAUGAUUUGUGAGAAGCGCAUUCGUCGGCUUAGUCCAUUUUUUAUUCCACGGAUACUGAUCAACAUGGCAUCAGGUCAUGUGAGCAUGAAAUAUGGGCUCCAGGGUCCAAAUCAUGCAUCAGUUACUGCAUGUGCUACUGGAGCACAUUCCAUUGGUGAUGCAUUGCGGAUGAUUCAAUUUGGGGAUGCAGAUAUUAUGGUGGCCGGAGGCACAGAGGCCAGCAUUGAUGCUUUAUCAAUAACAGGAUUUUGCAGAUCUCGGGCUUUGACUACAAAGUAUAACACAGUCCCACAAGAAGCUUCACGACCCUUUGAUAGUGGCCGAGAUGGUUUUGUGAUAGGCGAAGGCGCUGGUGUCUUGAUCUUGGAGGAAUUUGAGCAUGCAAAAAGCCGAGGAGCAAAAAUUUAUGCAGAGGUUCGUGGCUAUGGGAUGUCAGGUGAUGCAUAUCAUAUUACUCAACCACCUACUGAUGGGAGAGGUGCCAUUUUGGCCAUGACACGUGCUUUGAAACAGUCAGGUCUUCAUUCCUCCGAAGUGGAUUACAUAAAUGCACAUGCCACAUCUACGCUUCUGGGGGACGCAAUAGAGGCAAAUGCUAUUAAAACCAUGUUCUCUGAUCAUGCAACCUCGGGUGCUUUGGCCUUCUCAUCAACAAAGGGUGCUAUUGGUCAUCUGCUCGGUGCCGCUGGAGCUGUUGAAGCAAUUUUUUCAGUUUUGGCUGUACACCAUGGAAUUGCUCCGUUAACUCUUAAUCUAACGAAGCCAGAUCCUGUGUUCAAUGAUAAUUUCAUGCCUUUGGCCUCUUCAAAGGAGAUGCCAAUAAGAGUAGCAAUGUCAAAUUCUUUUGGUUUUGGAGGAACAAAUGCAUCGCUACUGUUUGCUUCUGUUGAAGAAGACAACUGAUUCUUUGUAGCAUCUCAAUCCAUUGGCUCCGUUCUGCAGCAGCUAUUUCCUUCAUCAUUUUAGCCGCUGUUGACAGACAGAUCAAACGGCCUCUUGGUUUAUCUUGAUUAGCAUUCCCCCAAACUGUGUUCCGAUUUCAUUCAAAUGCUUCUAUGUUAUAGCUUUCUUUCUUCCAUUUUUUUGAUACAGAUGCUUCGUUUUAUGAAGCCGAUUUGCAUGGGGCUUGAUUUGAGAAUAUAAUCUUGGAUUUGUUUAGAAAAUGGUUAUCAAUGUCAUAGGUUACUGUAUCUUUUCCAUGGCAUGGAAAUCCGAAUCGACCUGUAAAUUAUUAAACCAAUGUGUUAACUAGGUUAAUAAAAUGUUUUGUCUAUUACUUGUUU